Malania oleifera is the source of this 2001-nucleotide messenger RNA. RefSeq names its product thylakoid lumenal 29 kDa protein, chloroplastic. Bases 718 to 1764 code for a protein of 348 amino acids. Gene Ontology annotation, cellular component: chloroplast thylakoid membrane. Gene Ontology annotation, molecular function: heme binding; peroxidase activity. The transcript has 11 exons. The record is from RefSeq and is a predicted model, not a curated record. Gene Ontology annotation, biological process: cellular response to oxidative stress; response to reactive oxygen species; hydrogen peroxide catabolic process. NCBI's taxonomy places the organism in Eukaryota, Viridiplantae, Streptophyta, Magnoliopsida, Santalales, Ximeniaceae.
CACCAAGGCCCAAGGAGAUGAAUCCUCAACCUCUUCUUGCAAUCAUUAAAUGCAAUUAGGGUUUUAGAGAUUUCUUCAAUGAGAGGCUAUAUAAGAGAGGAAGGAUCAAGUUUGGGUUGUUGGGGAUGGGGGUUGAGCAUGCUACUAUAUGUGAGAACGGAGGAUCGAUUUGGGUGAAGAUCCAACAAGAAGCUACAAGGGGGAGGCGAGAAUGGAAUUCAAACACUGAAGUGACAAAUGAAGAAUGACCCUUUUUCAAAGGGCAAAUUUAUCCAAAUAAAUUGGUGUUAAUUAUACACCACUCACAAGGGACUCGGUGAGCAUAAUUCAGGGAAACCCGAAUUAAUCGAUCGAAAUUUUAAGAACUGCCAUGAAUGUUGCGUCUAUUUGACAAACAUCAUGAAAAUUAAAUAUUUUUUUGUCUUAAAUUUAGAAAAAAGAAAUCUAAUUGACCCAAAACUCAAAUCCCAAAUUCAAGACAUUGUGCCCCGGAGACAAUGGCACGAUCAAGGUUGGUCGGUGAUGAACAGGUCUCGAAACACACUGUUGUUCUGCUAUUCUAUGGAUAAGAAUUCAGAUAACACGUCAAGAACUCACUUUCACACCACACCCACACACCAAAAAAUAAAUAAAUAAAGAACAAAAACCACCCGCUUGCCCCUCCCGUCCAGUGGUUCUCAAACGGAGGCAGCUAAGGAAGCAUAGAGAUCAGAGGCGAUGGGCGUCUCCUUUCUCUCAACAUUCUCUUCUUUGAUUCCUUUUGCUCCUCUUCCGUCUCACUACGCUGCUGGUGCUGCACCUGCAAGAUACAUUACUCAUGCUGGAACAAUUCGUUGCGGCAAGUUUGAGACGAAUGCUUCUGAUGGAUUACGUCGAAGGGACAUUCUCAAAUUCUUUGGGGCUACCAUCGGCACGGAAUUAAUAGCUGGCUCAGGAUCAUUUAUUGAAAUCGCUAGUGCUGCUGAUUUGAUACAACGUCAACAGCGUUCUGAGUUUCUUUCAAAUGUCAAAGGGACCCUUUCUACAAUGAUAAAGGGAAAUCCAGAUCUCAUCCCAUCAAUACUAACAUUAGCACUAAAUGAUGCUAUGACUUAUGAUAAGGCUACAAAAUCUGGUGGCCCAAAUGGAUCCAUACGGUUCAGCUCAGAGAUUAGCAGACCUGAAAAUAAGGGGAUUUCUGUAGCUUUGAAUUUAUUGGAGGAAGCAAAGAAGGAUAUAGAUUCAUAUUCCAAGGGUGGACCCAUUUCUUUUGCAGAUCUCAUGCAAUGUGCAGCACAGAGUGCCUUAAAGACUACCUUUCUCACUUCUGCAAUUCGCAAAUGUGGGGGAAAUGAAGAAAAAGGGAAGUUAUUGUACACUGCAUAUGGUUCAAAUGGGCAGUGGGGCUUGUUCGAUAAGCAAUUUGGGAGAACAGAUACCCAAGAGCCAGAUCCUGAAGGCAGAGUUCCCCAGUGGAAUAAGGCGAGCGUGCAGGAAAUGAAGGACAAGUUCUUGGCUAUUGGCUUUGGCCCCCGCCAGCUAGCAGUUAUGUCUGCAUUUUUGGGGCCAGAUCAGAUGGCAACUGAGAACUUGUUGGUGACAGAUCCAAAUGUUUCUCCAUGGGUUCAAAAAUACCAACGCAGUAGAGAAACAGUGUCACAGACUGAUUAUGAGGUUGACCUGAUAACUACUCUGACCAAAUUGAGUUGCUUGGGUCAACAAAUCAAUUAUGAGGCCUAUACAUACCCUGUCCGAAAAGUUGAUUUGAGCAAACUCAAACUAUAGAAAGAUGGUAUUAUUAUGGAUGAAUAUUGCCACCGCUAGCUAGCAUUUUAUUGAGUUCUUGCAGCAAAUUUUUAUUGUGUAUUUUCGCAAGAUGAACCAUGUGAAAUGUUUUUAGCUGUAGAAAUAUUUCAAAUAUUCAUCCAUUGGGACAGUUGUAUUUCAAUUUUAAAAAUUUGAGGUUGCUGUAUGAAAUUCUGCAAAUUAAUAGUGAGUAAUGUAUGGUUAUCCAUUAUCAUA